Molecule: messenger RNA, 2103 nt
Organism: Physeter macrocephalus (sperm whale)
Lineage: Eukaryota; Metazoa; Chordata; Mammalia; Artiodactyla; Physeteridae
Gene: C1QL1
Product: complement C1q like 1
Exons: 2
Coding region: 279-1055 (258 amino acids)
Molecular function (GO): protein binding
Source: RefSeq, a predicted model, not a curated record
AGGAGGCGGCGGCCGCCGCGCUCAGUUCUGCCGCGCCGCGGGAGGGAAACGCGAGGCAGGAGCAGGCGGCUGGGCUCGGCAGCGCAUCCAGCGCAGCGCGGCGCCCCGGGCCCGGCCCCAUGCCCUCAGCCCCGCCGGACCGCCCUUGAGCACGGGCGCCCUGCCCGCGCCCCCCGCCCGCCGGCACCAUUGCCCCGACGGCGCGGCCUGGCGGCCCGGCGCUCCCCAGGCUCCGCGCCGGCCGGAAGACGCUGCUGGCAGCCGCCGCGGGCGUGGUGAUGCUGCUGGUGCUGGUGGUGCUGAUCCCCGUGCUGGUGAGCUCGGGCGGCCCGGAUGGCCACUACGAGAUGCUGGGCACCUGCCGCAUGGUGUGCGACCCCUACCCCGCGCGGGGCCCCGGCGCCGGCGCGCGGCCCGACGGCGGCGACGCCCUGAGCGAGCAGAGCGGCGCGCCCCCGCCCUCCACGCUGGUGCAGGGCCCCCAGGGGAAGCCGGGACGCACAGGCAAGCCGGGCCCUCCCGGGCCCCCGGGGGACCCGGGUCCUCCGGGUCCUGUGGGGCCACCCGGGGAGAAGGGUGAGCCGGGCAAGACCGGCCCUCCCGGGCUGCCGGGCGCGGGGGGCAGCGGCGCCAUCAGCACGGCCACCUAUACCACGGUGCCGCGCGUGGCCUUCUACGCCGGCCUCAAGAACCCUCACGAGGGUUACGAGGUGCUCAAGUUCGACGACGUGGUCACCAACCUAGGCAACAACUACGACGCGACCAGCGGCAAGUUUACAUGCAACAUUCCCGGCACCUACUUUUUCACCUACCACGUCCUCAUGCGCGGCGGCGACGGCACCAGUAUGUGGGCGGACCUCUGCAAGAACGGCCAGGUGCGGGCCAGCGCCAUUGCCCAGGACGCAGACCAGAACUACGACUACGCCAGCAACAGCGUGAUCCUGCACCUGGACGCGGGCGACGAGGUCUUCAUCAAGCUCGACGGAGGCAAAGCGCACGGCGGCAACAGCAACAAAUACAGCACAUUCUCCGGCUUCAUCAUCUACUCCGAUUGAGCUCCUCGCGACCCCUCCAUCCCCUAUCCCCCCGGAGAUCCCCUCCCGGCGGGGCAGAGGAUGACCCGUCCCCCUACCCACACCCCCUCGCUGCCCGCCACGGCCGCCGGCUUCUCCCGGCUAUGACGCCCCCGGCCUGCCCUCACCACCGUCCGGGCCGCAGCUAGCCCUCCCGCCGUCUCGCCGCAGAGCCGGGUCCAGCGCGCCCCGUCCCGGUUCCCCGGGAGGCCGUGUCGACCGCCCCCGCCCCCGCCCCGGCCGGCACUGUAUAUUUGUACAAUAGGAUUGUUUUUGCCCACCUGACCCACCAGCCCGCCCCAGCUGGGGGAGAGGUCUCGGCGGGGUCGCUCCCUGUGGUGGGAUGCGCUGCCCACCCGCUCUGGGGUGGCGCUGCCUGGGGGAGCGGUGUAUUGGGUGCUGGAUGGCUUCCCAGCUACAGCCCUGGCCGGCUUGCGCCCCGUCUGACCAAAGCUAUAAUAAAACACUUCCACCCCGCUGGCUUUCCGCUGUGCCCUGGAGAGGAGUCGCAGGAGGGGACCACGAACCCUGCCCUCCUCCAGGCUGGGAACGAGUCUGCUGAAAGCUUCUCGUGGAUCCGUGGGGAGCCAGGGGCCAGAGCCAGAGCUGCUCCAGGAGGAGGUGGGCCGAGGACCCCAAUGCCCCACCACAGCCCAAGUGGGCCUGGGCAGCUAGAAGAGGAGGCAGCCCAGUUACACCAUCAUUUUCCAGGGUGGAAAAGCUCCAUCUUUUCGACCUUGAAAGUGGCAUCAGCAUUCCAAAGGCACAGCAAGUUUUAAAUUGGGAAACCCAGGUUCCGGUCCCAGUGCCACGGUGUAGAAUCCUGGCCGUGUCACUCUUUUCUGACUCAGUUCUGGGUUAGUGACAGCAGUGAAAGGAACAAGCUUUGCAUUAAAUGCUGGCUGACCCUGACCCAAGCACUUCACCCCUGGGCCUCAGGUUUCUCAUUAUAAUAUGUAAGUGAGGAGACCUAACCUACCUCACUUGACUGAGGAUUAAAGAGGUAUCAUGUAUAUGCUCAAUAAACACA